AUGCAAAUCUUCGUUAAAACAUUAACAGGUAAGACUAUCACCUUAGAAGUCGAAUCCUCGGACACAAUUGAUAACGUCAAGUCCAAGAUUCAAGAUAAGGAAGGAAUCCCACCAGACCAACAAAGAUUGAUUUUCGCCGGUAAGCAGUUAGAAGACGGUAGAACUUUAUCUGACUACAACAUUCAAAAAGAAUCUACAUUACACUUGGUUUUGAGAUUAAGAGGUGGUAUGCAAAUUUUCGUCAAGACUUUGACAGGUAAGACUAUCACUUUAGAAGUCGAAUCGUCUGAUACUAUUGACAAUGUCAAGUCCAAGAUUCAAGAUAAAGAAGGUAUCCCACCAGACCAACAAAGAUUGAUUUUCGCCGGUAAACAAUUAGAAGACGGUAGAACUUUAUCUGACUACAACAUUCAGAAGGAAUCUACAUUACAUUUGGUUUUGAGAUUGAGAGGUGGUAUGCAAAUUUUCGUCAAGACUUUGACAGGUAAGACUAUCACUUUAGAAGUCGAAUCGUCUGAUACUAUUGACAAUGUCAAGUCCAAGAUUCAAGAUAAAGAAGGUAUCCCACCAGACCAACAAAGAUUGAUUUUCGCCGGUAAACAAUUAGAAGACGGUAGAACUUUAUCUGACUACAACAUUCAGAAGGAAUCUACAUUACAUUUGGUUUUGAGAUUGAGAGGUGGUAUGCAAAUUUUCGUCAAGACUUUGACUGGUAAGACUAUCACUUUAGAAGUCGAAUCGUCUGAUACUAUUGAUAAUGUCAAGUCCAAGAUUCAAGACAAAGAAGGUAUCCCACCAGACCAACAAAGAUUGAUUUUCGCCGGUAAACAAUUAGAAGACGGUAGAACUUUAUCUGACUACAACAUUCAGAAAGAGUCUACAUUACAUUUGGUUUUGAGAUUAAGAGGUGGUAUGCAAAUUUUCGUCAAGACUUUGACAGGUAAGACUAUCACUUUAGAAGUCGAAUCGUCUGAUACUAUUGACAAUGUCAAGUCCAAGAUUCAAGACAAAGAAGGAAUCCCACCAGACCAACAAAGAUUGAUUUUCGCCGGUAAGCAGUUAGAAGACGGUAGAACCUUAUCUGACUACAACAUUCAAAAAGAAUCUACAUUACACUUGGUUUUGAGAUUAAGAGGUGGUAUGCAAAUUUUCGUUAAGACUUUGACAGGUAAGACCAUUACCUUAGAGGUCGAAUCGUCUGAUACUAUUGACAAUGUCAAGUCCAAGAUUCAAGACAAAGAAGGUAUCCCACCAGACCAACAAAGAUUGAUUUUCGCCGGUAAACAAUUAGAAGACGGUAGAACCUUAUCUGAUUACAAUAUCCAAAAAGAAUCUACUUUGCACUUAGUCCUAAGAUUAAGAGGUGGUCAAUAG
Debaryomyces hansenii CBS767 is the source of this 1374-nucleotide messenger RNA. RefSeq names its product ubiquitin (gene UBI4). Gene Ontology annotation, biological process: protein ubiquitination; modification-dependent protein catabolic process. Lineage: Eukaryota; Fungi; Ascomycota; Pichiomycetes; Serinales; Debaryomycetaceae. The coding region runs from base 1 to 1374 and encodes 457 amino acids. Gene Ontology annotation, molecular function: ubiquitin protein ligase binding; protein tag activity. The record is from RefSeq and is a predicted model, not a curated record. The transcript has a single exon. Gene Ontology annotation, cellular component: nucleus; cytoplasm.